AUGGACCAGAAAUUGCUUUCCUCCCUGUCAGAAUCUGCACACCUCGGAAAUCUUUUCCCCGCGAACGACGCUUCAGCAAACAUUAUUUUAAAAGCCAACUCAAGAAUACCCAAUGUCAUGAACUUUGCGGUUCCAAAAUUUCAAAAUGAGGACUGCAGACAGGUAACUUUUUAAAUGAAAAGGUACUUCAAUUUGCCGCGCAACACGAAGCCGAAUUCCAUGAUAUGGUGCGCUAUGAUUGUUUUUUUUGUUGUCAUUACGACUUCUGCUUCCUAGUAAUUCUAAUUUUGGGUCAUUAAUGUCAGAAAAAGGUCUGCCAGACAGGGCAAGAGUUUAAGAAAUGUAAGUCUAAGCCCCUAGUUCCAACUUCUACACGGACACUGGGCAUUGUUGCGUCUGAUCAAAACGGCGUCUAAGUGCAUAUAUGGUGCAGCCAGAGUGGCCGCCUUAUGCUACCCAGACACUGCGUUCGAUUUCAUGCCCACCAGUUUGACCGUUGCGGGCGACGAUGUCCACCGCGUGCUCCACGGAGUGGGCACAGCACUGGUAGCUGGCGCGUGAUGUAGUUUGAAGUGCGGCAGACUUUCGCAGAACAUACCGUACUCUCUCCUCCCUUUGCCCCCCUCCUCCUGUGGCAAGGUAAUGUCAAGACGACCGAAGGCAGAGUCAGGCGCAGUGGCUGAACAGCUCGUCUACGUGCUCUACACACCACCUGGUCCCCAUAACAUGUCUCGGGCUUUCCUGGGGUUGGCUGUGAUCUAUUAUAUAUGGGUGUCGUAAAGGCCACGUUAAGAAGGAACCGCCGGAACUUGACUCUCAAUCCUGGGAAGAACUGAGUUAUCCAGUCUCGGCGUUUAUACCAUAGGCAGACCUCGGCCACUACGACUUUUAGGCCAGGUCCUUAGUAGGAAGAGAAGACGUUAGGCGCUGAUGGAUAGGCAGUAGAGUGAGUUGGCAGUCGGACAUGUGGCACACGCCUUGGACGAGAGCAUGAAAUUAAUUAGCCGGUUUGGAUAGCUAUGAGUGGUCGGAAACCAUACAACUUUUCUUGAUUUUAGGGGUAAGCAGACGCGAUAGGGGCACCACAUGGAGCCAUCAGAAUUCCAGAUAAACAACUUCUGCCGAUGCAUACAUGCAAGUAUGCGCGAGAGACGCAGUGUUGCGACAGGGGCCCAGGGUAGAGCCACUUCAAUUUCGUCACUUGAUAGCCUUUCGAGCUACGGCCGAUAGCGAUUCGUGAUAUAGUCCAACGCGUCAGAUUUACUACUUCGAAGUAUGCGUUGAUUGGUUGUGGGGAUGGGUUCCCCAGAGUCGACCUCUCACCAAUGGACUGUCUGAGCCUGUUAACUUGCUGGAGAUGGGAUUUGGUGUGCAGUGGUUGACGCGACUUAAGGGCCUACAUCCAAGGUGGUGGCAGUCAGGGCUCUCGGGAAAUGGAGAACGUAAAAUUGAUGUAAUUGUGUAAGAUUUCCUAAUUAUAGCAAACCCUACACAUCUUACGGUAUCACUACCUGUUGAAUGUUGUAGCCAAACGAUGCCAACCGGUAAGACGAACUUAUUCAGGUUACAGUAGCUGCAGCGACCAUGACCUCAUGAAACUCCCAUCAAUGCGAUACAAACCUUUGGGAGGUCUGAUUCAUGUGGAGUAAGGGGUCAACACGUGCGUGGCACCCACAGGUGCAGACUUGGUGUGAGGUCAGCUACUGCAAUCGCUCCAGUCAUCUUGGGUCAGCGUUGCCAUUCGAACAGGAUAACUGCGAGAGGUCAAAGGCAGGUCAACGCUGCGCCAGUCUCCCUCACCUCGCCUCUUGGCAUGUUAAAUGGGCAAACAAUGAUGUCGACAAAUAAGUGAAGAAUGGCCUUUUGGUAGACUUCUAAAUCGCUUUAGGAUAUUUAGCAGGAAUCUUCCUUUUUAGUGUAUAUAUUUUCUAAAACUCUGACAGUUUACUUUCGUUGCCGUAGUUUUGACCCUUUAUAGCAUUAAAUGGUCCUCAAGUUGAGACGCUUCCAGUGCUCAGGGGGUUAUUGUCAAAGUUGGCGAGUUUUCUAUCUACUACCACCAAAAUCUACACGUACAGACAGCAGUUAGUUACUUAAAAAAUUGCCUUUACGUUUGCCUCAUAGAUUUAUUGUUGGGGGCUCAGCGGGGGGAUGGGGAAAGCAGUUGCAUGCGCUGAGGACUUAAAAUCCGCAUGGACUGCCAUCACCUCGCAUUCCGGCUCAUCCCUCUUCCAGUUCUCUCGAAUCUUCUCGCACGCAGCAGAAACGACUAUAGACGAAUUCACGGUGAAAUCGGUAAGCUUGUCAUUCCCUUCCUCUUCUUCUUCUUAUUCCUCUUCUUCUUCUUCUUCUUCUUCUUUCUUCUUUCUUCUUUCUUCUUCUUUCUUCUUCUUCUUCUUCUUCUUCUUCUUCUUCUUUUUCUUCUUCUUCUUCUUCUUCUUCUUCUUCUUCUUCUUCUUCUUCUUCUUCUUCUUCUUCUUUCUUCUUCUUCUUCUUCUUCUUCUUCUUCUUCUUCUUCUUUCUUCUUCUUCUUCUUCUUCUUCUUCUUCUGAUCAAUUCCAUUUUCAUUCUUAUUUCCACCAGGUUGGAGCAGAUGCUUUUAACACUCACGAAUCGGAAUAUAUUUGGUGAGGCUCUUUCGCUCUCCUUGUACAUGGAGCGUACAUGCGUAAACGGCAACAUUUACAGAUACCAAUGAAUUUCACGACAGUUUAUCAGUUGCAACUUGACGCUGCAUAACACAAAUGACACAAAUGCCCUCCAACCUACUUGUCAAGCCAGGAGGUGGAACAAUAACAGACACAUAAUUUAGGGCAUGUUUUCGAUGAAUUCUUAUCAAACCAGUGCGGAUAUACAGACUACUUACACCUGGGUGGGUAGUUGGAUAAAAUUUAGUCGGUUGGCCAGGUCCAUACAGUUCGGGCAGGCCUUUUCUACUAGCCCCAUGUUCUCCUGACAAGGUGUCGUUGUUUACUGCGCACGAAGCUGUGAAUUUUUGAAUUUUUGAUCUCUAAUCCAGCCGUUAGGCCAUUGAACUUUUAGUUAAUUUAGUAGGACAGUUCUGCUGUGAGGUUUUAAAUCAUCUGGCAUGCGUAGGGUUAUGUUUACUGUGCUGUAGUUUAACAAAGAACUCGACUUUUGGCCCGUUACAGCUUCUUUUUUUGAUGACACUUUCUGUGUGCGAUGAUUUUAACGUAAGGUGAGUACUAAUAGCUGCUCUGAGGCUCACCUUGAUGAAUGCCACUUUCUUUUAUACGCCAAAGGGUAGGAUUGGCCCCCUAAACUUGUCACUAAGCGGCCUCUUUCAAAGCCAAAUCUAGUAAGAAAUUUCGAACUACGUAAGGGAUUAAAGUAGGCACAGCAAAUCCCAGGAAGUUUGUCCGCGACCUUUCUCACUUUUGGCACUUUUCAAGUUGUACGUGCUUUAUUUCACUUUGGUCGAGAAUGAGCUUAUGCAAUUGGGUGAAGUCAUCCCGGUAGCGUACCGAGCUUAUGCCAUCUGUCCAAACACCAACACCAAGCCGAAGCCCUUCCUAAUACCGGACAUCUGCGCGUCUAGCAUGUUUGAUAGGACCUAGCACUUCGGCAAAUUUACACCUUUUCCUGCAUACAUCGCUAUCUGGCAUUUGGAAUUAUUCCUUCUGUUUCUCCAAUGUCAGGAGAAGCCGGCAAUCGUUAUAAUUCUUUCCAAGGAUCCGCCAUUAGACAGGAGUUUCUCAAACCUGAUUCCUCCUCCGGGUUCCGAUGCCCAGUCCAGUGAAGUACCUAUUCGCAGUCAGCGACAGAGCAAACACCUAAAGAAGAAGCGUCGCAACCAGGACGACCGGGCGCCAUCCUCCGCUCCCCACAAAAAGUCCAGAUCAGAGAAGGGUAAACAACUCGCAAUGGAACCCAAGAGCACCGAUGCUCGGACGGAGGAAGCGGAGGAAUUGAAAGGCGUUGUCAAUUUUUGUCAUCGUUUAAUGCCGGCUAGCAAGACUUCAAAGGCCGCAGUGGAACUGCGUCUUGGUAGCUGUGAUCGCCCGACGUAA
Molecule: messenger RNA, 4031 nt
Organism: Spirometra erinaceieuropaei
Lineage: Eukaryota; Metazoa; Platyhelminthes; Cestoda; Diphyllobothriidea; Diphyllobothriidae
Source: the annotation of a GenBank genome assembly